AUGUCAAAUCAAUCCAACCCCCUUCGUCCUACCUUUGAGGGACUUGUCGCCUCUACAUAUGAUUCACUGGUUUUGUUCGAGGCCUGCUUGUCUGGCCGACUCACCCACGUACCACGUCGCCCUCAUGAUCGGGAGCGCCAGGACCUCAUCAAAAGUGGCAAUGUCUUCAUUUACGAAGAGCACGCUUCAGGCAUCAAACGAUGGACCGACGGUGUAUCUUGGAGUCCCAGUCGAAUUCUCGGCAACUUUCUUAUAUACCGGGAGUUGGAGAAGCCGUUUCCGCCAGGAGAAAAGAAACGAGCCCUUAAAAGAAAGAAGUGUCCUCCAGGAGGCAUCGGAAAGGCGGACUCUACCUCACACCUAAACAUGUCUGGUUUCACUUCACCUGCUGCCAUGGAUGGCGCCAAUAUCAAGGAUACCGAGAGGGCAUUGAUCGGAUCAUUGAUUGAUUCGUACCCUUUCAAGCCCGACGGAUUGGUCAAGAAGACAAUCAGCGUAAACUAUAAUGGCGUUCCUCAUCACCUUGUGAGCUACUACAAGGUUGACGAUGCGGUUGCUGGAAAUCUUAAUACCCCGUCAAGGAGCUACGGUUUUAGUGGCAUCUCACCUCGAAACGAACUCCUAGUGUCCCAGAAUUUUCGUGCUCCCAUUGACGAAGUACAGUAUAGCCCGGACGACGAAGGUGGUGGCCCCUCGGGUCUCAUCGCAACAGUUGUAAAUGCGCCGACUUUUCCUGGUGGCUCACAUGCCCAUAUGCCCAGAGCCAUGUCCAUGGCGGGCUUCCAUGCUCCGGUGCCAGCAGCGUACGGGUCUAUUCCCUACACAUACCAUCCACAACACCAGUACCUGGCGACGAUGAAUUCGCCCAUGCCAGUUCAGAUGCCACAGCCGCUUCCUUCUUCGAUUCAGCCCCCGUUGGGUUCUUCAGCUCCGCAGUCGAUUCCGCCGUCUAUCUCUCCAGCAAUGCCGUCCAGCACAUCUUCAAUGCCAUACACUCCUCAGCCACAUGGUAAUUAUUCUUUGGGCCCUACCAGAGCCUCCCGCUUCAGUGCCAGCACUGGUAUGGAUAGCGAAUUCCCGCGAAGUAUGCCACUACACGAUCCGCCAAGACGGAAUUCGGCAUUCGAACUUGCACAGCCUGCAGAGCUGUCCUCGAUGCAUCUUAGCACAGUCCCCGGAGGCAGACCUCCCCAGAGCGGCAAUACAUAUGUUGGACAGAGUUCGUACUAUGUUCCCCACCGAGCUGGCCAAAUCGCGAGCCAAGAGGGACAGGCUUUCAAUCAGCCACGGCAGACGAAGCAGGAUCCCAAUACAUUGACUGGCGCGGAAGCUGGGACCCAGAACUACAACUUGGACCAGAAUACGAAUGAUUGGGCCCUUGGACAGUCUGACGGCCAAGGCGACCUACAGUAUUUCGGAAAUAAUGCAAGUAAUGGCUCCGAGCAGUGGCCUGGGGGUUCCAAUGAUUUGGGGCGCUCCUGA
Metarhizium brunneum ARSEF 3297 is the source of this 1482-nucleotide messenger RNA. It is a transcript of the gene sge1, whose product is annotated as Global transcription regulator sge1. Lineage: Eukaryota; Fungi; Ascomycota; Sordariomycetes; Hypocreales; Clavicipitaceae. The record is from RefSeq and is a predicted model, not a curated record. Gene Ontology annotation, molecular function: DNA binding.